GUCGUAUUCACUUUGAUAUGGCUGAAACCAUGUAAACAAUACUCUUUGUGUGUAAAAUUUGGGAUAUUUUCUGUGUUUGAAGGGACCAAACUGGCAGAAAUAAGAAAUGGCAAAUCAUGCAAGAUUGAUAAAUAUCUUCUUACUGGUUGAGAAGCAGUUUCCGACGGAAAGCAGUUUCCGACAAUUCGCCUUUUCGCGUACUUUCUUUUGAUCUUCAUAAAGAAGGUACUGCAACUCAAUUCUAUGGUUACUAGGCAAUCAAAAGUUGGAGUUCUUACCAAGACACUAAACUGGGUAUAGACAACAUGCCAAAACAAUAUUCUGGUCAUGAUUUGAAGCAUGCGAUUGCCAGCGUCCGUCGGGGGCAUUUAAGUAUGUCAAAAGCUGCAAAGGAAUUCUGUAUUCCAAGAACAACCCUACAUGACCAUGUAAAUAAUCCUGACCUCCGCACUAAAACAGGGCCUCCAAAGCAGCUGUCUGAGGAAGAUACUCAGGCAUUUGUCAACUUCUCUAUGUACUGCGCAGCCCAACAUCUACCUCUAUCUAGAGAAAGAGCCCGCUGUUUCAUUCUGGACAUUGUCAAGAGAUCUGAGAAACCCUGUCUAUUUAAUAUGGAACAUGGUCCUAGCGACGAGUGGUUUAGAAAACUGGAAGCCGAACAUCACGCCAUCCGUUUUUGAACAGCACGGAAUGAGGACCGUUCCAGGACUACCAUGUCCAAUAAGAAGGUCAUGGAUGAAUUUUUCCUGUUUUGGGUGGCACAACUUGAAAAACAUGGAGUAACUGCAAAGCCAGCACAGAUCUUCAAUUGCGAUGAGACAGGGUGGUGUGGAAAGGAAGAGAGCAAAGUCAAAGUAAUUGCUCCGCGUACGGGGCCAGUCAAGCAGAGACGUGUGCUGACGGCCGACCACGUGACGGCCCUUCUUUGCGUGUCUGCAGAUGGGAAGACAACGCCACCCUGUAUAAUUUACAAGGAGAGUUUCCCACACCGCACAUACAGAGAGGGUGUGCCCGUGAGUGACACGGGGUAUGUGAACACUGAGAUCUUCUGUCAGUGGUUUCUGCGUGGGUUUAUCCCUAACUGCGGUAAGGAACGCCCCGUUGUUCUCCUCAUGGACAACCACGACUCGCAUAUCAGCUUACCGCUAAUACAGGCUGCACGGGCAAACGACAUUGUCCUUGUCGGGCUUCCAAGCCACACCACUCACCUUCUACAGCCACUUGACGUUCACAUUAAUGGUCCAUUGAAGCAGAAGGUUUCAAAGAUAUGCAACAAUCUCGGAUUCCUGAGACCAGGUGUGGCCAUAUCGAAGGCGAAGCUACCGGUCAUAAUUUCACAUGCACUCGACCAGACAUCUCCUUCCAGCAUAAAGGAGGCUUUCAGGCUAUCGGGCAUCUUCCCAGUGGACAGGAAGCAGAUACCAGAUGCCGAGCUGGUUCCACCAACCAUAGACGUAUCUCUACCACAAGAUACCGAACCGAUCCGUAGCUGUCAUGCCUGUGGUAGCUUUAUCGGGGAUAAUCCUCUUGUGAAGAGAGGGCUGGUGCCAAGACAUCUUUGGGACAUAUUAGUGCCACCACCAAUGCCGGCUGCCCCGAUUAAGAAACCAAGCGCCAAGAUUGUGGCGACAGGAAGAGUGAUAUCGAGCGACGAUAUAUUAGAGUCGUUGAAGGCGAAGGAAACUGAGGCUGCAGAAAGAAAGGUUGCUGCAGAAACACGCGUGAAGGAAAGGGAGGAGAAGAGGAAACAGCGUUUAGAUCAUGAGGCAGAGCGGUUGUCGAAAAGGCAGCGGAGGGAACAUGAGAAAAGGGAGAAAGAUUUAGAGCGCGAGAACUUGAGACGUGAAAGACAGACAUUUGGUAGACUGGCCGAUAAAAAAUAUACGUGUGGGUUGUGUGGGAUUCGGGCAAGAGUGAAUGACGAGAAAGAGGGCGUGGAAUGGUAUGGGUGUGACAGGGCAGAGGAUUGUAAACGGAGUGGAUGGUAUCAUUUUAGUUGCCUGAGUGAAAGUGAGCAGAUGUCGUUGCAAGAAAGUUUGGAUACCGGGAGUGAGUGGGUGUGCUUGUUUUGUUCUGAAGAAUAAUAAUAAUAUGUUUGUUAUAUGAGUACCGUAUGUUUCAUCAUCAUCAUCAUCAUCAUCAUCAUCAUCAUCGUCGUCGUCGUUGUCGUGGUCGUAGUCGUUUUGUCAUCGUCACCUUUUCAUCCAACAUCACAUUCAUUUUAUUAUCAUGUUCAUAUAUAUAUAUAAUUAUAUAUUGUGAUAUUGUGAUAUUUGUACAUAUUGUACGAGUUAAUUUUGUAUCUGUGUUUUUUUAUCAAUUCAUAUUGCUUAAUUAUUAAACAUGAAUUAAACUUAUGUUAUGGUCACGGUUUUAUUCUCAUGUGACGCGAUUUAUAAAUAAUUUGAAGAAAUUGAAUAUGCAGUCGUAAAUUACGGGGUUUUAAUUUCUCAUAAAUGCCUUAGUUUAUGUAAAAAAAUCUUCUAAAUGUAUUAGAAUAAUCUAAUAUUAUGAUUAUUAAAUAAACAAAUAAAAAAACACAUGAUAACCACCUAAAAACCACCGCGUUAUCGUUUUGUCGGAAACUGCUUCUCAUCACAAGCAAAUCAGAACGGUGUAAGUACCCUCUUGGCGCCCCUACUAGAUACACUAUAUGUGACGUCACACAUUUUAAAAAUAUACCGAUAAUAGCAUCUUUAGCUGCAGUUUUAUAAAAUAUGAACUUUUUUAGUAGGCAUUUAAACACGUAUGAAUAAUUCAACAAAAACCUUGAAAAACUGUCGGAAACUGCUUCUCAACCAGUAUAUUUCUUUGUUUGAAAAAUAUGUUGAAAAUUAUUUUUUUUAAACCAGAGACGGCAGUUCAGAUGCAGUCGUCCUGUGUGUCAGAAACGUGGUGAUCAAAAUGGUUGAAGGUAGUACCCAAGAAAAUACAUUUACAAAAUUGUGAGGAGUAACCUAGCCUAUAUUACCUGAAGCUCACCCAAUAUGCAGUGUGUUCUGCUCUGUCAAUAACAACUCUGUAUGGCUGGUCUGACCUCAGUGGAAGUUGUUCGUUUAAAUGGUUUCGGGACAUUGAAGUAAAACAAUACAAGAAUGUCCCACCAAGAGUGAAGGGCUGCCUGUUUGCUUCAGAUUCCCAGUCCUCCUCGCUGAUGAUUUCUGAAGUCCUUACGCAGUCACCCCAGUCUUCAACCUCGGUUUGUACAGAUGAGAUGCCAUACACAGGGGAUCCGACAGAAGACAGCUGACAGAAUUCGUCGAUGUAUUUGAAAUGUCAUUGUUUAUUUGAAAAAAGUUACCUAUCCACACUUGUUCGUUUUAAAUUGCUGUUUGUACUAUAUGUGCUUUGUACCAUUGCUUUUUGUUUCAUCAGUAAUUCUCCAACACUUGUAUUUCGUGUUUUACAUGAACAUUGAAAAUUUAACAUACAGUAAAUAAUUUCAAAAAAUCAAAAUCAAAUGGAGAAAUACUGAUUUAUCUGCUUGCUUGUUUGUUUGUGCUGUCUUGCAUACCCCAGUAACGCGGGUCUUGUUUGCUAUUGUGAGUACUGUUGUUUGUUUCAUAAAAUUG
Messenger RNA from Mya arenaria, 3572 nucleotides. RefSeq lists its product as uncharacterized. NCBI's taxonomy places the organism in Eukaryota, Metazoa, Mollusca, Bivalvia, Myida, Myidae. Bases 714 to 2084 code for a protein of 456 amino acids. Gene Ontology annotation, molecular function: DNA binding. The record is from RefSeq and is a predicted model, not a curated record. Gene Ontology annotation, cellular component: nucleus. The transcript is spliced from 12 exons.